AGGUCAGAGCAUCGGGUCUGAUGAACCUUAGUUAUCAAUAACUUCAUCGUGCAGCCUUACAUCCUCGACGUUAGAUGAAAGUCUACCCGUGCGAGUUUAGAUGCCUUAUUUGCUUCUUUCACGUCUGAACUAUUGUCUUCUCAUAUCCUUGUGUCUGUUUCUUUUCAAUCCUCCACGACUCACUAUACCCAUCAUUGCAUGCAUUCACCCAUCCUUGUGCUACGAUUUAUGUGUACUAGCCAUUAGAUCCCCCGUUUCUGUCCGGCUUUUUUCCUCGCACUCCACAUCGAUUUCCGUCUUGCAGGAGAAUCGGUACGGGUUAAAACACACGCGUGUUCCCUCAGGGAUUAAACGUCUGUAUUUGAUUGCGCGCUACGACAUUUAGGAUUCCAUCCCUUCCGUCUCUGGGGCCGGUCCACCCCCGCCCUCGGCACGAUCCUUGUCCUGUCGACGAGCCUGUACAAUAUCAUCUACUCGGAGCAAUACGCGGGCAGCCUAAUCAGAGGUAACGGGGACUCAGUAAGUUUU
Molecule: messenger RNA, 528 nt
Organism: Cantharellus anzutake
Lineage: Eukaryota; Fungi; Basidiomycota; Agaricomycetes; Cantharellales; Hydnaceae
Exons: 1
Coding region: 101-385 (94 amino acids)
Source: RefSeq, a predicted model, not a curated record